UGAAUACGGUUCGUUUUUAUCCAUCGUCAACAAUCAUUUCAAAAGCCAAUAGGAGAGCAAAAGAGCGAUAUGGUUUCGGUCUACUCUACAUUAAAUGAAUAUAAAAAUUUGUGAAGUGUUUGGACUUUCUCUGCGUUUAUUUUUUGUUUUCUAUCUUUAAAUAUAGACUUUUUUCUCGAGUGCCAAUGAAUGCAUUUGGAAUAUGCGAUUUUUUUCAUGAACGAUUUUUUUUGCGCGGUUGAAAUUUUUUUGCGUGAUAGUGAAUCUGCAUAAUACAUUGGAGGAACUUUAAAAAAAGUGAAUCCCUUUUGGGCUCCCAUAGACUAGAUAAUAGGAAAGAGACAAAAAAAAUCUCAUUUUGUGUGAAUCAUUGAAAAGACCAAGACCAAUUCCACGAAAUCGAAAAAGAGUUGCCGACUCCAAAAAUGGAAAAAAAUCGCCAAAAAAAUUCUGAGCGCAUAUCAACAUCGGGUUACAUGUUGUGCUAAAACUCGCUGAGACUACACAAAAACAGCAACGGAACCCAUCGACCUUGUGAAUUAAGUCAAACAGACUACUCGUAUACAUUAUUAACGACGUGCUCACAUUAUAUUAAAGCUGUUGAGAAAAAAAUUGCAAUUAUAAUGAUAUCAAAAGAAAUGUUAAAAGUAAAAUCAUAAAAGAAAUUUAUCGAUUCAAGUAUUUUCACACAAAAAAAAACAACAACAUUGUAACGUGUUUUGCGUGCAUCGAACGCUGGCGAGCGCUUAUCAAAUAAGAAUUUUCAAAGAUAAUUCAUUUGACGGCAUUUGUGUACGGUGAAAAUUUGUUGGAAACGGAACCCUGUGUAUAUGACAGAGUGUGUAACUGAAUAAAUCCAAAUUAAAAGUGACAAAACACGUUGAAGAAAAUAUAGCCAGCCAAAAAUUAAGAGAAUCUAACGGUGAAAAAAAACGUAAUAUAAACAAACAAAAAAACGACGAAAAAAGUGCGAAUAAAUUAAGUGACGAUUUUAUUGUGUCAUCAUUUAGAUUUAUCGCUUAAAUUAAAACUCGAAAAUCAGAGCAAGAGAGAGACAGAAAGAAAUAGGAACAAACGAAAAGUGAUACGAAACAUUGAACUGUGUUGAACGUGUGUAAAUCGGUGCAAAUAAAGAAAUAUCUCAGUUGCCGCGUAACACAAUUUGUUUGAAUCAUCGCCAAAAUACGGAAACGGCAUAGACACGCAUAAGAGAGCACGCAAAUGGAAAGCAGAUUAUGGAUUUUGGUGAAAAAUCGAAACGCGUAUGAACGACAUCAAAUGUGGCAGCAUUUCCAAUCGAAAAAAGCGUUCAAAUGCAAUGCAAAUACGAUGAGGAAUUAGAUGAAAGCCGAACUGAGCCAAAUCGGUCAUCGAAAAAGCAGUUUGUCGUUAUAAGCUGCAUCGAUUCGUUUAUCUCAAAUUCGUUGUCAUCAUCAAAACGAUUUUGUCGAUGAUAUCGUUAUUAUCGUGGUGGUUUGGCAAUGCGCUUGUAUUGGCUGUGGUCGUCGUCGCCAAAAUUCAAGCCCAAAAUGUACAAUUGUCAGCAUUUAAAAAUGCCGAAUUACCGGUUGUGGCUGGCGAUGGAGUCAAAUCGACAACAUCGGCAACUGUAUGCGGUGGUAUGCUUACAGCAACACAAGGUGUCAUUCAAACGCCAAACUUUCCCGAUAAGUUUCCGGUACCGAUUCAAUGCACAUGGAUCAUUGAUGCAUCGUCUAUUAAUAAGAAGAAUGUUUCAAUAAUUGUCUAUUUGACACAACAGUUUGUGUUGAGCGAUUUAAAAUUCACCGAAUACGAUUACUAUAGCGACGACAUAAAAGUGAAAAGUGAACAUGCACCAUUCGAAUUGCAUGAACAUAAUUUAACACAAGUUACAAGGGUACAAUUUUACAGUCAGUAUGUCGAAAUCAAAUUCACCAUGGACAAUUUAUAUGGAACACAUUUACGAGCAUUGGACCGUUUGCUCGAUGUGUACGGUUUCAAUAUCACAUACGAAAUAGACGAAAUCGUUAAGCCAAAACCGUGCAAUGCCCUAUUGUGCCGUUAUCUGGGCCAUUGCUAUGCAACCAGCGACUUUUCGUCGUAUUAUUGUUCAUGUUUUCCGGGUUUCAGCGGCAAUGAUUGUGGAGUGGGCCCAUUAUGUUAUGACGGAGACAAAAACUUUUGCGAAAAUGGUGGCAUUUGCAAGCAAAUUGGAGACGCAGGUGUAAUGUGUAUAUGUCCAAAAGGCUUCAAAGGCAAAAAGUGCCAAAUACCGGAAGACGAGGAUAUAAAUGGUUGUUUUUCGGACGAAAAAGACUGUGAUAGUCAUUGCCAAUUCAGUGGACCCGAACAGGAUUUCUGUAAAUGCACCCAAAGCAAAUCCGUAUCAAAUCGUGAACGCACCAGAUACGAGGCAACCGUACGUUUGGGAAAUGCAUCACAAUUUUCACAGAACGACAAUCGCAACGAUAGACGACGACUGAACGAGUAUCUACCAACUGUUCUCGAAAAGCAAGUAAAUCGCUAUUUGCGAAACUCAAACGUUCAACCGGUCGAAGGUUUGGAGGUGGUAGCCACAUCUACAUCCAAUGCGGCAAUGAAAAUUCAAUUUAUGGGCGCAAACCAAGAUUCGAAUCGUAUUCGUGAAGCGAUUUACAAAAUGGUUGAACGUGGCCGAGUGAACAACAUCACAUUGAUACCGUCAUCAUUAACAUUUCGCGAAGAAGCCGUACUCCAAAUUGAGUCGGUUAAUGUAAAUUACAAAACGGCCGUUCGACACAAUGAUGAAUUCAUUUUAUCGUGCGAAGCAAAAGGAUCACCGAAAAUGGUUUUUCGAUGGUAUAAAAAUGGUGUCUAUGUCAAUCAAACCAAAGCAACCAGGAAAAUAUGGUCACGCGUACACGAGAAUUCGCCGUCAAAAGAUCACUAUACAGCAUUUCUCGGUAUUCCGCGUGCAAGUCCACUGGAUGAAGGAACAUAUACAUGCACGGUGUUCGACUAUGGUUUGCAACAAUGCCGUUCAACAAUCGUACAGGUUUCAUCGAAACCAGAGCUUCGACUUGAUCCACCCAGUGCAACGGUUUAUCGUGGUGAUUCGAUUCGCAUACGAUGUUUAUCGAGUGAUAUUGAUCAAAGUAAUGGUUACAGUUGGACCAAAAAUAAUGCGCUCUUUCAAUCGGAUGCGGACACAGAAUUAUGGGAAGAUUUAUAUCCCGAUGGGAGUAUAUUGAAAAUAAAUAAUAUUCAGAAAUCGGCAAACUAUACAUGCGUCUCAUCAAAUUCCGUGGGUCAAGUGUCGAAGAGUGUUUAUGUAUACGUGGUGGAUCGUGGUGUCAUUGAACUAUGUGCAAAUGAAUCGUUGUUCGGUGUUAAUUGGCCAGCCAGUCCGCCCGGUUCCCCCAUUUCGGCCGAAUGCCCAAAACGAUAUGAGGGUCAGUCGCAACGGAUAUGCGAACUAAAAGAUACUGGCAAACCUGAAUGGCUUACGCCAAACUUUUCGGGAUGCUCAGCAGACACAUUAGUCGAUGUGUAUAAUGAGUUUCGAGGUCUUACGUUUGGUUAUCAAAAAACGAAUGGAUCAGCUGUAUUAAAAUCAUGUUUAGAAUAUGCAAUGAGCCGACAUACAAAUUUUCUUCCGGGCGAAGCUGGAUUUUUGCUGAAAAUACUUCUCAAGGUCGAUGAAUAUUUAACGGAACGCGGUAGUGAAGUGGAGCAAGAGAUCGCAGCCGAUUUAACAUUGCAAAUUUUGGACGUGGUUCUGAAAAGCGAGCACUCACUGAACAGUCAACAGCAAGUGGAAGAUUUGCAGAAGCUCGUAAAAUUGGCAACAUUGAAACGUGAACUGAUUACAUCAGCACCGGUGCCAGCACCUUCAACAUCUUUACACUACCAUCAAACCGGUUCGUUUUGGACACACAAAGAACGUAUCAAAUCGUUACCAUUUAGUUCACAGUUUUAUGGUGACCAUAUGUUUUCGGAUCAACUGUACAUGGAGAUGGCGCUAAUGCCACAACUACAGGAAAUUGUUACCAACGGCUCAAUGGUAUUAUCCGUCAUCUCGUAUAAAAACCUUACGAAUUUUCUGCCCCGAAUGUAUUUCGAGCGUAAUACUGAUACACCGGAUGUUGAUUAUAUGACUGCGUCACGUGUAAUCGCCUCAUGGUUAGUUUCGGCAAAUCGUACGCUAAACGAAGCCAUUGUACCCACAUCACAAUUACUGUAUCUAACAAUGUCCGAAGCACACGUACAGAUUACAUUCCAACAUGAAAAUCCACCCGAUUCGGAAUGGGUUCCAGUUUGUGGAUAUGAUUUGACUUACAAGGCAACUUGGAACACCGAUUUAUGCAUCACUGAACAUAUAAUGAACAACGUGACUCGAUGCAUAUGCCCACUAUCCGGAACUUAUGUGGUUUUAAUGGCCAAACGAAAUUUUAACUCGACAACGGUUCACACUCCACAGCAUCCAGUGUUCGUUGUUGUCAGCUGCGCGUGUUGUUUUCUUCAAUCAUGCAUUGCGUUUGGCAUUUUACUACCCAUUUUAUGCAGUCGACAAUGUUCGGUGACAUUUUUGAAAAUGCAAUUUUGCACAGCCACAUCAACUGCGAUGGCGAUAUUCGCUUUGGGAUUUUUAAAAAUUUUACCACAACAAUGGUAUGGUGUUAUUAGUACGACGUUGGGCGGAUUUCUGUUGCUCGGUUCAUCAACAUUGAUUGCCAUAACGAUGAUUAUUGAUUCGGAACUGGGACCACGCAAGAGUCCGGCCGCUCAUUUAUCAUCCGGUAUGCGAGGUGCCAUCGGACUCAGUUGGUUUAUGCCCAUUUUAUAUGCAGUAACCACCCUGCUGAUUUACACUGUAAUGAGCGAAUGGCCGGCCAAUUGGUGGAUGGCUGUGGAUUCAAUCGGUUUUGCAUUGUUUGUCAUCAUCGAAACUCUAUUUGUGAUAUUAUUUUCAUUAUUAUUUUACACAUUAUUGCAUAAGCUUAACUUUUUAGCCAAAAAACAUGACAAACACGGGAUUCUAUUAGCAAAACGAAUUGGUCUUGUCUAUCGAAUCACAUGUCUUUUAGUAUUAAAAAUAUCAACGGAUAUUCUGUAUUUAAUGUAUUCCAAUUCAAGUGAUGUUUUGUUUAGUUACAUUUUCGGUGCGCUGAAUAUUUGUUUGGGUUUCACUUUACUGUUUUGCUUUGUUAUAAAAGCUGAAACAAAACUGAAAUCGGAUGUGAUGAACAAAAGCAACAGCAAACAAAUUAUCGAAGACUAUUGUUCGGGUUCCAUCAAUAGUCCUUUGAACUUUUAUACAAAUCAUGAAAUAGAAAAAGAGAAUGAUUGUUCUGUGCCACCAUCAACACAAUCAUCAACAAAGAAAUUACCGUUAGCAAUAACAACGCGACGUUAUCCAUUGGAUCGUUUACAAACAACGACAAAUAUUACUGAUCCGUAUAUAACAACUGGUGGUUUAUGUGAAACAACAUUUUUAGAAUUAAACGAUCCGUCGGCCAAUUUAGAUGUAAAUUUUAUCGAAUUCAAACAACAUCCAAAUCAGCAACAGCAACAACCAACGCAACAACCAACACUAUCGACACAACCAUCACAAUAUCCAUCACUGUUGGAUGCCAACGGCGGCUAUGAAAUGGAAAUCGUGCCAACGGAUUUAAGUUUAUAUGGUAGCAGUUGUAAACCAUCACAAGGAAAAUGCUAUUUAAGCGAUACCAACGAUUUUGUUGGUGUUGGCAGUUUAGACAUUUUACAAGGAGUAAGACAAGAUAGCAUAAUAGGCAUUCGUAGUAAUUAUAAUGUGAACGAUCAAAUGGUUAAUCCUGAUAUAGGCGCAAGCAAUUUAUCAGCCCAUGUUCCAUCCACGUCAAAUGUAACGGCGGUUACUGAUGGUGGUGCUGGUAUGCAUUCGUAUGUCAAUCAAAAUCAAAUGCAAUUCGAUAAGAAACAGGAGAAAUCACCUCAAAAGAUAUUGGAAUCGGUGAAUGUACAUGCGGUCGACACCACACAACCAGCAUCGACAACAACAAAAGUGACAACAUCACAGCCGCCAACGAUAACCGUUACACCAACAGACGAUCCGGACAAAAGUAUUGACGGUAUGCUUGAUCGAAUUUCACACGAUUUGGAUUAUCUGUUGAAUCGAAUGGCUGACAUUCCACCAGCACCACCACCUCCAACAGCACCAGCUCCAAAUCGCAGUGUACACGAAGUCAUCCUCGAAGAAGACCCUGAAGAUUUGUAAAAACAAACACACCCUAUACACCUACCCUACAUGCACUAAAAUUGUACAGAUUUUCUCCAUCCAUGGAUAGAGAAUAUUUUCUAUUAAAAACACACAUACACACACAUUCAUUUUUCUAUAUAGACUCUCUGUGUGGAAAUAUGAAUUGAUUUUAUUAACAUUUAGAUAGGAUUAUUCUAAUUGAAUUUACUAUUCCAGUGCUGAACAGAUAGCAGCCGAUAAUUUUUUUUUUUCAAUCAAAUUGAAUGUAUAAAUUAAGCUAUCGUAUACUUCGUUAAGUGAAUGCAAGGAGAGACCAUUUCAGAGAUUUCAUAGCAGGACAAAUAUUGUUUUUCUUUUCGAAUGUUAUAUUCUAUAUAUAUUAUAGUAAAGUUAACACAAUUUUCAUACAUCUCCACUGUGCAUUUACCUUACGUUUUUAAGCUAUCCUAUCAAAAUUCCUUCAAUAUAUUCAAUGAAAAAAACUUUCAAACAAUGAUAUUGAUUAAAUUUAAACAAAUCUACCGAGAAUGGUUUCAUUUAUUCUUUGUUAUUUUUCGAAAUUAAUCAGAGAUUGAAUUCAAUGCUGAAUCUGACAUUUGGUGUGUAUAUGAGAAAUGGCAAAUUGAAAUCAAUCCAUGAAAUUCGGAUCGGUUAUUUUGUUUGUGUAAUAUGAUUUUCUGCAUAUGAAGCUAAUUGAAUUCAAUCAAAUUUCAAUUUGCCAAAUGAAAACAUGAAAUUGAUUUGAGCCAUUCUAUCAAUUAGUUUUCGGUCAAAUAACAUGAAUUGAAUAAAAACGUUUCCCAUUUUUCGGACGAUAUAAACAAUCGACACUUUGGGGAAUACAAAUCAAUCCCUCAAUCGGAGUCCCCAAUCAACCCAUGACCGAUAGUACUUCAUAUACCAGUUAUGAUAAAAAUCAAUUUCACAGUGCGCUUCGGUUGAGUGAUUGAUGAAUAAUUUUCACAAAAAAAUCAUAAUAACGAAUUAUUUCGAAUUAAGUAUAUUUUAUGUCAUUUCGUAAUGGAAAGCAUCACUUCAUUAAACACGAAUUAUAAUUGUAUCAAUUUUAUAUGAGCACUGUUUUUUCUAUCAACUGUUGUGAUUCGAAUGAAGACCAAUUCAAACGCAUUUUUUAUUGCAACAUCAACCGAUUUAAAAUUCGUUGAUUCGCCCAAUUGCAUUUAAAAUUGCUCAUAUUUUUGUGAUUUAUUCAAAAUGCAGUCAUCAAAGGGUAACUAAUUUAGUACAAUACUGGAACAAAUCACUCCCGCGCGGUUACCAGAGUAUUUACCGAAAAUUAUUUUUACUAAACGAACGUUUUUCCGAAAGUUCGGGAAUGUUUCCAAAAAGAUUUCCCAAAUUUUUUCCCAAAAUUAUUAUCGGCAAAUAUUCCGGCAUACCUCCCGCGCUGUAGAAUCAAUGUAACAAAGUAUUAUAAUUCCAAAUCUUUUUCUUUCGUUUUAAAAUUCAUCUUCUUUGAAAAAAAUCAAAGUCCUAUCUAUCACAACGUUGAAAUUGUAAAUAAACUUUAUCAAAAAAAAUGAAUUUAUGAGUGAAAAAAGAACGAAGUCAGAAAGAAAGGAGAAUUAGUCAGAAUUAAUGUAAUAGUCGAUUUCAACACCGACAAACUUAAUGUUUAUAUGCAUAAAUAUUGUAUCAUUUCUAUGUUCCAACAUUUAAUUGUUAAGAAAGAAAAACCAUUUACAUACUAGCCUAGGAAACCAAACGAAUGGAGAAAGACACUAAGUGAUUGAUAUAUAAAAAGAUGUUUAAAAUCAAACGUAAUUAAGAAUUCACAAUGACAUCAACAA
This is a messenger RNA of Contarinia nasturtii (swede midge), 8013 nucleotides long. RefSeq lists its product as uncharacterized. The transcript has 25 exons. The record is from RefSeq and is a predicted model, not a curated record. Gene Ontology annotation, molecular function: G protein-coupled receptor activity. NCBI's taxonomy places the organism in Eukaryota, Metazoa, Arthropoda, Insecta, Diptera, Cecidomyiidae. The coding region runs from base 1451 to 6220 and encodes 1589 amino acids. Gene Ontology annotation, cellular component: membrane.